Ceraceosorus bombacis is the source of this 961-nucleotide messenger RNA. The record is from the annotation of a GenBank genome assembly. NCBI's taxonomy places the organism in Eukaryota, Fungi, Basidiomycota, Exobasidiomycetes, Ceraceosorales, Ceraceosoraceae.
AUGUCGGACCACUCAGACGACAUUGACUUCAUCACCAAUCCCAAUCAAACCGCCGGUGCGGGGGGCAGUGGAGCCGAAGCAGGAGGAAGUGGAGGAGACCUGGACGAUGCGGCCGAGAUUGCAGCGAUGCAGGCAAGGGUCAAGGAGAUGGAAGCCGAAGCUUCCAGGCUCAGGGAUCUUCAGAGCGAUCCGAAUUACCGCCCUGACCGGAACCUGGUCAAUGACGCCGUAGGUAUAGGAGCACUCGAUGAGGAGAAGGAGGAAAUCGACGCGAGAAGCGUUUUCGUCGGAAAUGUGAGUUGCGUAGCAUCAAGUGUCGGAUCGAAGAAUGGCGUCGCUACAGUUUCGAGUGUACGCAGAGCAAUCAGGCGUGUGCCGCGACGUGCUGGAGUCGCCUUUGUGCGCAAGCGCGAGCGCUCAGGGGCAUCAAGCUUGGCAGGCCCACGUCAGGCGCGAGCUAACGCUUGCGACUUGAUUUGCCAACGUCUCCCUCUUCUCGUCGUUGUGCUGGGCUUCCAACGUUUGACUUGCUCACACGUCCCGUUUUGCACCUUUGCACCUUGCAGGUGGACUAUGGCGCAUCACCAGAGGAGAUCCAGCAGCACUUUGCAGCGUGCGGCACCAUCAACCGAGUGACCAUCCUCUGCGACAAAUUCACUGGACAUCCAAAAGGAUUCGCCUACGUGGAGUUUUCUGAGCCAAGCUUGGUGGCGAAUGCAAUGGUCAUGAAUGAGAGCCUGUUCAGGGGCAGAUUGCUAAAGGUGAGCUGCCGUUGCAGCGCCACCCCAUCGUCAUCCGACUGAUACGCUCAGUUUGCUGAAUGCUCGCACAUCCAUCAUUCCAGGUCACAGCAAAGCGAACUAACGUGCCAGGAAUGACUGCCAGGGGUCGCGGACGGGGCAGAGGACGUGCGCGUGGAAGACCUUUUAGGGCGCGAGGCCGUGGGAGAGGAUAUUACUGA